Messenger RNA from Chiroxiphia lanceolata (lance-tailed manakin), 6272 nucleotides. It is a transcript of the gene TLR2, whose product is annotated as toll like receptor 2. Gene Ontology annotation, biological process: inflammatory response; immune response; toll-like receptor signaling pathway. The coding region runs from base 666 to 3017 and encodes 783 amino acids. The transcript is spliced from 3 exons. Gene Ontology annotation, cellular component: membrane. Lineage: Eukaryota; Metazoa; Chordata; Aves; Passeriformes; Pipridae. The record is from RefSeq and is a predicted model, not a curated record. Gene Ontology annotation, molecular function: triacyl lipopeptide binding; transmembrane signaling receptor activity; protein binding.
UUCUGUACUUUUUUCUGCUCUUACCACUAUCCCCAACUCAUCUCUAACAAUGCCACUGCAAUUUACAAUUUAAAUUAAAAGCCAAGGACUUCAAUCAAUACUCUCCUGUGUCCAUCUCUUUCUGUGAAUGCUUGUUUGUCCCUUUGCAGUCACCACCAUUUUCCCUUCUACCUACCCCCAGAGGUAGCUGAAGCCUUCUAUUUGUGGAGUAUGAGCCUGUGUUUCUAAUGUGUGGGCUAGAUGGUGUUGCAGACUGUCUCAUUUCUUGGUUUUGCUCUUCUACUUCGCAGAGCACAUUUAUGUAACCACUAGACCAUGAACCCCUUACUGCUUUACUUAACUUCUUUUCUAGAGGUUGAAGAAAAUCACACUGACAAGAGAUAGUUCCUCUCUCUACUUCAGUGUGAGACAUCUCCUAGAUCUACUGUAUUGCUCUUCACCAAUUACAGAGGGAGUCUAGACAAGCAGACCACCUAGGUGGGAAUUCCCCUGCUCACAUUAUCAAGGUUUAAAGGUGAAGUGGAAAUGAAACAGCAGCAUAAGAGGAAGCUGGGUAAAGAAUGAUCAACAAGAGAGAGAUGAAACACAGCAUGGGUUAACUGGCAUGCAGGCACCAGGGCUGGAGCUGGCACCUCUGGGGAUCUUUUCAGCAGAGAGGUGAAAUAAUGACUAAACACAGCUGGCAAGUGUGGGCCAUCUACCUGCUCUUAGCUGCAAACCUCUCCAAACAGCAAGCGCUGAAGCAGGCUUGUCCUUCAUGCAAUGAUGCUCAGCUUUGCAACUGCUCUUCCAUGGGCUUGGACUUCAUUCCCCCAGGGCUCACCGCCAAAAUCACAAUGUUAAACCUGGCCCACAACAGGAUUAAGCACAUCCGAUCCCAGGACCUGCAGCAGGCUGUGAACCUGAGAGCCCUGCUGCUGCAAUCCAACAAAAUCAGCUCCAUAGAUGAAGACUCGUUUCAGUCCCUGGCGAAACUGGAGCUCUUGGACUUAUCAAAUAACAGCUUGGCUCACUUGUCCCCUGCGUGGUUUGGGCGCCUUUUCUCACUCCAGCACCUCCACCUUCAAGGCAAUUUCUACAGAGAUCUGGGAGAAAGCUCUCCCUUUUCUGGUCUGAGGAACCUGAGUUCUCUCCGCCUGGGCAACCCACGGUUCUCUGUGAUAAGGCAAGGGAACUUUGAGGGCAUUGAGCUUCUCAACAAGUUGUGGAUUGAUGGUGGUAAUCUCAGUCAGUAUGAGCAGGGAAGUUUGAAAUUGAUUAAGAAGAUAAAUCACAUGGUCAUAAACCUAAGAAAUAGUGAUGUAUUCUCAGAAAUUGUUAGGGACCUUCUGCACUCUGUGACUUGGCUAGAAGUGAGAAGAAUAGCAUUCAGUACCUCUGCUGAAAUGCAACUACUGAGAGUUAUGUCUUCUUCUUUUGCAAAGAAAAUUUCUUUUAAACAGGCCUUAUUAACAGAUGCUGCUGUGCCUGAGAUUGUCGGUAUCUUAGAAGACAUGCCAAAAUUAGUGGAGUUGGAGCUAAUAGACUGUAGACUCUUGGGAACUGGACAAUGGAAAAUGCAGAUUCAAGCAAACCAAUCACAGACCCUUAGAGUUCUCACAAUACAGAAAUUAUCUAUAGAAGAAUUUUACUUGUUUACAGAUCUUCAGGCUGUGCAAGAUCUACUAUUUCUUUUUACCAGAGUCACAGUUCAAAACACUAAAGUAUUUUUGGUCCCAUGCAGAAUUUCCCAACAUCUUCGGUCAUUAGAGUACCUUGACCUUAGUGCUAAUUUGCUUGGAGACCAGAGUUUAGAGCAUUCAGCCUGUCAGGGUGGUUGGCCAUCACUACAAACUCUAAAUUUAAGUCAGAAUUCACUGGGUGACUUAGAAAUGACGGGUAGAAGUUUGUCUCACCUAAGAAACCUAAUUGUUUUAGACAUUAGCCAAAAUAAUUUUGGUGAGAUUCCAGAUGCAUGCGAAUGGCCAAAAACCCUGAAAUAUUUAAACCUCUCCAGCACUCAAAUUCCUGAAGUAACGACCUGCAUUCCCCCAACGCUGGAAGUUUUGGAUAUUAGUGCUAACAACCUGAAAGAGUUUGGACUGCAGCUCCCAUUUCUGAAAGAGCUGUACCUCACAAAAAACCGGCUGAAGACCCUGCCUGGUGCUGCACCCAUUCCAAACUUAGUGGUCAUGUCAGUCAGGAGAAACAAACUCAACAGUUUGUCCAAGGAAGAGUUUGAGUCCUUCAAGAGAAUGGAGCUGCUGGAUGCCAGCGACAACAACUUCAUCUGCUCCUGUGAAUUCCUCUCCUUCAUCCACCACCAGGCUGGGAUAGCCCAGGUGCUGGUGGGGUGGCCAGACAAGUACGUCUGCGACUCUCCGCUGGCGGUGAGAGGGGCCCAGGUUGGAGCUGUACACCUCUCCCUGAUGGAGUGCCACAGGUCCCUCGUGGUGUCAUCGAUCUGCAUCCUGGUGUUCCUGGUCAUCCUCAUCCUUGUAGCUGUGGGCUACAAGUACCACGCGGUCUGGUACCUGAGGAUGACCUGGGCGUGGCUCCAAGCCAAGCGGAAGCCCAAGCGAGCCCCGCCAAAGGACAUCUGCUAUGAUGCUUUUGUCUCCUACAGUGAGAACGACUCUGACUGGGUGGAAAACAUAAUGGUGCGGGAGCUGGAGCAGGCCUGCCCUCCCUUUCGCCUCUGCCUCCAUAAGCGGGACUUUGUGCCUGGGAAGUGGAUAGUGGACAACAUCAUUGACUCCAUUGAGAAGAGCCACAAAACACUCUUUGUGCUGUCUGAGCACUUUGUGCAGAGUGAGUGGUGCAAAUACGAGCUGGACUUCUCACAUUUCCGCCUCUUUGAUGAGAACAACGAUGCGGUGAUUCUUGUCCUCCUGGAGCCCAUCCAGAGCAAAACGAUUCCCAAGAGGUUCUGCAAGCUGCGGAAGAUCAUGAACACAAAGACCUACCUGGAGUGGCCUCUUGAAGAAGAGCAGCAGCAGAUGUUUUGGUUUAAUUUGAAAAUAGCUCUAAAAUCCUAGACAAAUUGUAUAUAUUGUAAAUAUACUCUGGAAUUUCUUCCCUUGCCCUUUUGUCCCAUCAAUUAUCUGCAUCUCAAGAACAGAGAGCUGAGUUACUGCAAAUUUUAACACUUGCUGUGAGAUUAUUUUCUUUAUGUAGCCAUGAUUCUGAAUUGUUUUACUGGUUUGGGCUGGAAUAGAGUUAAUUUUCUUCAUAGUUCCUUCUUUGGUGCUGUGGUUUGUAUUUGUCACCAAAACAGCCUUCAUAGCACAGGGGCAUUUUAGUUAUUGCUCAACAGUGCUUGCACAGAAUCAAAGUCUUUUCUGUUUCUCACGCUGUCUUGCCAGCAAGUAGGAUGGGGGUGCAUCAUAAUUUGAGAGGGGAUGCAGCUGGGACAGCUGAUCCCAGGUGACCAAAGGGAUGUCCCAUACUAUAAUGUCGUGCCCCGUGACUUCAUGCUCAGCAAUAGAAGUUGUGGGAAAGAAAGAGUAAGGGAGGAUAUGUGGAGUUAUUGUGUUUGCCUUCCCAAGUAACUGUUCUGUGGGAUGGAGUCCAGCUUUCAUGGCAAUGGCUAAACGUUUCCCUGCUGAUUGGAAGUAGUGAAUUAAUUCCUUCUUUUGCUUUGCUUGUGAGAACAGCUUUUGCUUUACCUACUGAACUGUGUUCAUCUCAAUCCACGAGUUUCUCACUUUCACCCUUCAGAUUUUCUUCCCUGUUCCACUGUGGGGAGAAUGAAUGAGUUGGCUGUGUGGUGCUAAGCUGCCUUCUGAGGUUAAACCACAAUAGUUGUCUACAUGUGUUAAUCAGCAGUAUUAGCAAAAGCUGUUUCAUUUAAAUAUUUAAUGAUGAAUAGUUGUUUAGAUAUACAGCUACGUAGUUUAUAUGUCUUUACCUUUGCAAAAGUUUUAGGAGAGAACCUGCCUAGCCAAGGGCUUUUCUGCAUUCUGCGUGUAAACUACUUCUAAUCAAAUGCUAUAAAAUUCAGUUUGUGCUUCAAAGAUUUUUGUUCUAGCUCUCCUAGUCAGUGGAUCUAAGGACUGAUUCUCAGUAUUUCAUAAUCACUCUAAGUUAAAUGACCAGAUCUCCUGAGGAUUGUGACUGCAAGGCUGAAUGUUAAAAUGCACUUUAUCACUUCAGUUCUUGUAGCGUAUAUGUUCAAUGGCAGACAACUUCCUUGGUGAAAGACAUCUAUGGAGGAUGAUUUCUAUCUAGUUUCAUUGUAUCAUAUGCGACAAUAGAUGCUUCAGAGUAGGGUUCAAAUCCUCUUCUGACUUGCACAAAUGGAGUUUAGGCUAUUUUCAUCUAGAAUGUGGGAAACAUUAAUAUAUAUAUGUAGUCUUUGAAUCCAACACCACAUUUCUCUCUUUGUUCAGUAACCUUAACACAGGCAGAAAAACUGUGUUUCCUACCUUUCUACUCUCUCUGUAAAUGUAGUCUGCAAAACUAGAGGUGUAGAGAACAUCCCACCCAGGACAUUGUGUUUGCUGUCAGCUGGGGCCACAUUUUCUUGAGAAGAUUACUGGGACAAGGGCCAUAAUUUCUGGAAAAGCAGAAUAAACAGGAGACUGUGGCACCAAACUCAACCUUCAGAGAUGAUUUAAAAAGAAAGGGGUGUCUUUGGUGAUAGUUGCCUUGCAGCCACAGGAAAUUUCAGAUGAACCCUAAUAGCUUGAACCUCGCAGGCCAGAGGGACAAUUACCUUCUGUAUCAAUUCAGGCUUAGUCAAAGCGUAGGACAUUUCCAGGCAUCUGCAGAAGCAAGUAUUAAAAGCCUUCAAAUGGAAACACCUAAAACACUUGGCUGUAUCUGUGAUGAGAUCACGUCCAAGUUAGUGUUUUUAUUGCUGUGUUUUGACCUUGUGCAUCUAACGUGGUACAAAAACUCUGUUCAAACACCUCAAUAUUUGUAACUGAGUUGGGUGCAUUGGAAGUUUCCUCUCACAGGUGGUGAGAGCAAUAACACCUGUCAUGUUAUUGCUUUUAGAAAGUUCUCUGCAUAGUCAAAGUGUUAGUGAGAGGAGAAGUACCCCUGUUUUUUGCUAGCUGUUGGGAAGGCUGAGGACACACAUGCUUCUAUUACACCCGCAGUUAGGCAACUCCAACAGUGCAACAAAAAUUAACGGCUUAUUUACUUGCAUUUUUGCAUUUAUGAAUACAAGCGUAACACAUAAUAAGAAUUAUUAACUUUGUUAUUUCAUCUAAGCUAACAAAGCCACCUUCUUUCUGUGUGCUCAAGAUUUGAUCUUUCUUUCAUUUACCUUGGGUUUUUUAACUGCAUCAUUUCCUAUUUUUAGCAUCUAAACCUUACCUUCAUCUGCAGAUGGCUUCACACAAUCUCUGCUUUUUUCUCAUCUAUAUGUUAAAGUGUAAGUUAAGCUAGUGUGGAUCUCUGAUUUCUAAUAACAAUGUAAAGAUUCUUAAAAUACUGACCAUGUUUAAUUUGAGUUCAAAAGCUACUUCUGCUAGUAUCUCAUUCAUUCUAAGAAAUAACUCUAUUAUUUUCCUAGUACAAGCUUACAUUUAAAAGCAUAAACUUCUUUUAGUUCUUACUUUGAGAAAAAAAAUAUGUUUUUAUAGCAUGCUGUACAGACUUACUGUAAUGCAAAAAGAGGCACUGUCCUGCAAAAGGGUUUCUAGCACACCAGAGUUCCACUAAUUGCUACUUACUGUAGUCUUUUAAAAUUAAGUACAGAAUAUGCAUAUUAUUGUAGACAGAUAAAUAUCCAACACUUUAAAUUCUCACUCAUUAUCUGAGUCCUAUUUUAGAACCGGUGAGUAAUUAAUGCCUUGGAUGAUGUCUAUAACAAUCAAUUGCAAACCACCAAAUAGCAGAGCCAGUCCAGAAAUUUUCCACACAAUACUUGUGUGUUCCCACAUAAUCUGUCGACAAUGAAACUGGAGAGAAAAUCCAACAACAGGUAAAUCCUGGUAUUUUUCUCAGUCAGAAUCAAACAAAAAAUAUUGGGUUAAAUUUUUGAAACAUUCUUUUUUUUUUUUUUCCAACUCUCAUAAUUUACUCCCCUUUUUAUAAAUGUAAGGUUAAAAUUAAAUAUCCUCCUCACAUAUGACUAAAAUAGGCUCCAAAAAAGUAAGCAAAACCUUGCUUCCACUCAAGCAAGUUUCUACAUACACAGCAGCAGAUCUUCAACUAUUAUAUUAUUUGCUAAAGAAAAAAUGCCGUUUACUAAUUACAAAGAAAUGAGGAGGGGAAAAGCACUGGUUCUGCAAAUCGAUUAUAUCAAUGUUGUUAAUUUGUUAAAGAGCAAAAUCCACUGC